AUGGCAGCAAUUGUGAAUGAUGAACAAGAAAUUGCGAAUAAUGAACAAGAAAUUAAUGCUCAUAUUGAAAAUAAUGAGAUUGAGAAUAAUGAAAUGAGAGAAGUAGUUGCACCUAGAACUUUAGAGACAUUUUUGCAUCCUAUUCGUGCACCAAAUCCUUCAUGCAUCAUGUUUCCACCUAACAUGCCAAAUUAUGAUUUCAAACUUGGAAUGAUUCAACUGCUUCCCAUUUUUCAUGGCAUGGAAAGUGAAAAUCCUUAUGUGCAUGUUAGGGAAUUUGAAGAAGCAAUUGGCACCUUUUACAAUGUUCAACUUGAUAGGAUUAAUUUCAUCAGGUUGAAAUUUUUUCCUUUUUCCUUAAAAGAAAAGGCUAAAAGUUGGUUGUAUUCAUUAAGGGCUAGAUCCAUAGGUUCUUGGGGGGAAAUGACUCAAGCAUUUUUUAACAAGUAUUUUCCUAAUCACAAGACGAUUGCUCUUAAGCAAAGAAUCUCAAAUUUCUCUCAAAAGGAAAAUGAAACUUUGUAUCAAACUUGGGAAAAAUUUAAAGAGCUUUUGAAUUUGUGUCCACACCAUGGCUUUGAAAACUGGCGUCUUGCUAGUUAUAUCUAUGAGGGACUUCUCCCUCGUGAUCGCCAAUUUGUUGAGUCUAUGUGUAAUGGAAAUUUUAUGCAAAAAGACCCUGAUGAUGCCUUAGAAUUUUUGGAUGAAAUUGCUGAAAAAGCUCAUCAAUGGACUGUCCCCAGUCUAGUUGAAACCACUGAUCGUUCAAGAAUUGUCACAUCUUCUACUAAUAAAGGAAUUUACCAAUUAAAAGAAGAAGAUGAUUGGAAAUUAAAAUUUGAGGUUUUGACUAAAGAGAUAGCUGCUUUGAAAACGGAAAAAUCAAAUUUGCCUCAACCUGUUUUUCAAGCUGAUGUUAAUCAAGAAAUAAAAGGAGCUUAUGAGGAGCGUUGUGCUACUGUUGGAAACUUCAAACAACAGUAUUCUCCUUUUUCCAACACUUACAAUCCUGCAACAAGGAAUCAUCCAAACUUUCGUUGGAGCAAUGAUUCACAAUAUCAGACCUUCUUUGAGCAAUACUCUUCAAGCAUUUAUGCAGGAACAACAGAAGCAAAAUCAAAG
Molecule: messenger RNA, 1122 nt
Organism: Prunus avium (sweet cherry)
Lineage: Eukaryota; Viridiplantae; Streptophyta; Magnoliopsida; Rosales; Rosaceae
Source: RefSeq, a predicted model, not a curated record